GUGUCAGUAGUAUACCAUGUCCUGUGACUGCAGUCAGAACUUUACCUACCUUAGAAGUUAAACAAGCAGAAAGGCCUUCAAGCAAAAGCAAGGAUCCUCCUAGGGAUGAAGAAAAAGAAAAAAAAAGAAAAAAACACAAGAAAAGAUCUCGGACAAGAUCUCGAUCACCUUUCAAGUAUCAUUCUUCAUCUAAGUCCAGAUCUAGAUCACAUUCAAAAGCAAAGCACUCACUUCCCACUGCCUAUAGAACUGUCAGGCAUUCAAGACUCACAGCAUCCACAGGGACACUGAGCAUGGAACCGAGUCUGAGCAACUCAUCAAUGGCAGCAGCAACAGAGCGGGAAAGUUAUCAGGCAGCUUCGACAACGAAAAGAUUUGACUGCUGGCGCUCUUUUGAGGGAAAUCCUGGUAAAAUGUCAAGGUCACGAUCAAGGUCACCUAGGAGGAGGGCUCACACACCAGAAAGACGGAGAGAGGAAAGGAGUGUUCCAACAGCUUAUCGCAUCAGUAAUAGUCCUGGAAACAGUAGGAAACGUGCACGAUCCAAAAGUCCCCAUGAAAAGAAGAAGAAGAGGCGGUCUAGGUCACGUACUAAGUCCAAAGCUAGGUCUCCUUCACCAGCUGUGUCACAGGCAAACCAUCCACACACAAAAAUUCUGUGCAUUCAGCUAGUGUCUCUCCUGUGGAGAGCAGGGAAUCCAGCCAGGAACGCUCCAGGGGAGUUUCUCAGGAAAAAGAUGGCCAAAUCUCUUCAGCGAUCGUGUCUUCAGUGCAGAGUAAAAUCACUCAGGAUCUUAUGGCCAAAGUGAGAGCAAUGCUUGCAGCUUCCAAAAACAUACAAACUAGUGCCUCCUGAGACCUGUUGAACUGACCAUCAAGAAAUUAUGUGAAAAAGAACAAUAUAAAAACUGCCUCAUCUCAAAUGUACAGCUGAGCUUAGCUCACUUGGUUCACAACUCUCUUGUCUAAUAUUACCAGACCUUGAGGAGCUAAAACCUAUCUUUCUGUACAGAACUGUCUCCUUGAAAUUUCAUUGAAUUUUUUCAGCCAGAAUAUCUUUGGAAAGUUUUUGGUUUUUGUAAAUUGAUUUUUUGACUAAUUCUUCAGUAACAUUUUAUGAUCAGCAGUCUAUAUGUGUAUAUUUGUAAAUACCAUGUUUCUGUGAUAAAAGUAUUACACAAUAAUAAAGAACGGAACAUCUUUCAUUA
Messenger RNA from Cygnus atratus (black swan), 1208 nucleotides. Its product is annotated as serine/Arginine-related protein 53-like. NCBI's taxonomy places the organism in Eukaryota, Metazoa, Chordata, Aves, Anseriformes, Anatidae. The coding region runs from base 294 to 809 and encodes 171 amino acids. The record is from RefSeq and is a predicted model, not a curated record. The transcript has 6 exons.